AUGGCGCUUGACGAGAGCAACGACCUUCCUCAGCAUUAUGGCAGCAAAACUAGCAACGGCGAAUUUAUUCAACGUUUGCCAUCUCCAUCAAUACCAUCCUCCCCGCUUCGUGCCUACCAGCCAAGUAGUCGCCGAGACUACUCCCCCGAACGAACCCCAAUGGACUUUCACUUCGGGGCUGAACAUAGUCGAUCGGGAGGUUCGGGGGGUCUCAGACGUCGAGCCAGCUCCAAUGCUCCGCACAGAUAUUCUUUGGGGGAGUAUGAUCGAGAUCGACCCAGCAUGUCAUCCGGAGAGCAUUCGAAAAGACCCCUGAGGUUAAAAGAUGACGGGUACUAUCGCGAGGACGACCGCCACUACCCAAGAAGAGACGAUUGGGCCCAUCAUCCCGACUCAUAUGAGCGAUCAAGGCCCCCUCGGGCAUUUCGCAACGUUGACGCAGGGGAGAGAGGUCCACCAAGACUGACCUUCGACGAGGGAAGAGGUGAUUAUCGCGAGCGUGAUUUGGAACGGGGCGAUUAUCCUGAUGCAAAGCAGGAAAGUACUAGUAGUGAAAACUUCGUAGCAAGCGUCGGAGAGUUUGUUGGCACUACUAUGUUUCUGUUUUUCGCCUUUGCCGGUACACAAGUCGCCAAUAUCCAAUCCACCGCCUCCUCAGACAACGCAUCAACAAGCGGUACCACAUCCGGAGGUGCAACCGGAUUCAACAUCUCAGUAUACCUCUACAUCGCGCUCAUAUUCGGCUUCUCGCUCAUGGUCAAUGUAUGGGUCUUCUUCCGUAUCUCUGGAGGCCUGUUCAAUCCCGCCGUCACCCUCGGCAUGGUCCUGGUAGGCGCGGUCCCUAUCGUCCGAGCCAUCUGUCUAUUCUGCGCACAGAUCUCAGGUUCUGUCGCUGCAUCAGCCAUGGUGCUAGGUCUUUUCCCGACUCAGUUUAAUGUGCGAACCACGCUUGCUGGAGGCACUAGUCUUGUGCAAGGUAUCUUCAUCGAAGCCCUGUUGACGGCCGAACUCGUCUUCACCAUCUUCAUGCUCGCAAAAGAGAAGCACAAGGCUACGUUCAUUGCGCCCGUCGGCAUCGGACUCGCGCUCUUUAUCGCCGAAAUAGUUGGUGUCUAUUACACGGGUGGUUCUCUCAAUCCUGCUAGAUCUUUUGGGCCUUGCGUCGUGACUGCUACGUUUGACCCGGAGCAUUGGAUUUACUGGUUAGGACCGUUUAUCGGAACAUGCAUUGCAGUUUUCUUCUACAAGUUCAUCAAGAUGCUGGAAUACGAGAUGGCGAAUCCCGGGCAGGAUGGCGAUGACAAGAAUGACCCUACCAAGAACGAGGAAAAGAAGCAUGAGGUGCAAGCCAGGUCGCGGAGUAUAUUCACGUGA
Messenger RNA from Lachnellula hyalina, 1374 nucleotides. RefSeq names its product Aquaporin-1 (gene AQY1). Gene Ontology annotation, cellular component: plasma membrane. The record is from RefSeq and is a predicted model, not a curated record. Lineage: Eukaryota; Fungi; Ascomycota; Leotiomycetes; Helotiales; Lachnaceae. The coding region runs from base 1 to 1374 and encodes 457 amino acids. Gene Ontology annotation, molecular function: water channel activity. Gene Ontology annotation, biological process: transmembrane transport. The transcript is spliced from 3 exons.